Guyanagaster necrorhizus is the source of this 1729-nucleotide messenger RNA. RefSeq lists its product as uncharacterized. The coding region runs from base 338 to 1474 and encodes 378 amino acids. The transcript has 4 exons. The record is from RefSeq and is a predicted model, not a curated record. Lineage: Eukaryota; Fungi; Basidiomycota; Agaricomycetes; Agaricales; Physalacriaceae.
UCGCGAUCCUGUCACUGAUGUUCGAUCAACGUUUCAAAUCUUCAAUUUCAAACAGAGCCAAAAUUUUCUGCAAUAAUACUUACUGCAACUUGCAGAAAUUCUUUGGUAUUCGUGGACUUUGUGGAAUUCUGUCGCGUCUUAUGCAUAAACACCCAAAGGGUGGAUGUACCAGCAUCGGACAUUUCAAGUUCGUUAUCAUGAUACUCAUCUUGAUUCCUGGAUCAUAUCUAAAUCAAUGUAAUGCUGUGUUGCCACUGGCAAAAGCCCUCUUUCGUCGCUCUCCCUCGCCUGCCUUCGCCCUUGCUGUAUUCUCCCAGCAACGCAACGCAAUUUCGCCAUGGCGGGCUAUGUUAACAACACUUAUGACGACAGACUCACCAAUGUUCUCAAAUAUGCAGGAUCAUGGUUUAAUACAGGAUCGUACAAUGCUAGUAACGUUGGUGAGACUGGGACAUUAUCCUCUUCAAAGGACCCAGCAGCCAAUGUAACCUUCACCUUUCCUGUGCCAGCCAAUGCAUUCUAUUACUACGGUAUCCGUCGCUGCUGCGGUGGAUUGUAUGCAAUAUGUAUCGACUGCGAUCCGAACAAUCCCAACUUUGAGCUCAUCGACGCUCUCAAUAGAAGCGACGACGGUAAAAAUCCUCCAGUCAUCUUAUAUACUAAAUCCUUUGAUCAGCUAGGUAUACACGAGAUAAUCUUAACUAACCAGAACGACACACGGUUCGGGGGAAACUCGCAGAUAACGCUGGACCGUUUUGAGCUCCAGGUUCAAAAUAACAACGCUCAGCUUCCUUCAGAAUCCUCAGCGUCGACAUCACAAACGACCUCCUCCAUCGCUGCGACCUCAUCUACUGCCCCGGCGGCAUCCCAGUCGGCUACAACCUCAUCUUCCACUUCCAAACUCCCCAUAGCUGCUAUCAUCGGAGGAGUUGCGGGAAGCAUCGCGGCUAUCUCACUGUGCAUAGCCAUAUGGUAUUUUAUGCGGCGUCGUCAUCGCACUCAGCCAGGACGCAAUGACCCGAUCAUGAGCUUUUAUACCAGUUCCCACCAAUCUUCCCCUUUCAUUCUGCCUUACACAAAAUCGCAUACUCCCACAGCGUAUACCGUAUCAGACACCACCUCUGGUUCCACCUCACGGGAAGUAAACAGAGCUUCAGUAGCUGCUGGACCAUCAGCCUUGAAUGCAUCGUCGGGACGUGCACACACUCCUUCAUCACGUAUGGCCUCCAGUGAACGUCGUCCCCGACGGGCAACUGAUGCGGGUCGAAUAGACGUUGAUGAUGAUGGCGACAGUAUCGCAACGCUACCGCCUGAGUAUGAGGAAGUUUUCAGCAGCGAACGCCUUAAUGGCGAACAACCUGUCACUGGAGUGCGGAGGCGCGGGUCGUCUAGGCGUGAGACGCGAAGGCCUCAGUCUGAGAGCGAACCUUCCAGAGUUAUUGGGCAACCUUCAUCACAGCCAAUCAAGUUCUGAUGCAUGUUGUUGGGUUGGACUUCAUCGCGGAUGCGUCCAUUUUAAUGACAACCCUUGCUUCAUUGUUCUGGAUUGUCCACUUCUAUGACGUCUAUUUUAGUUGCACAUGAAUCCUGUAGACGCCAUAACCCUUGCACUUUCAGAGACUGUUGUUUUUCGAUUUUUUUAUAGGUAGUCCAACAUUCCGACCAUUUUGACAUAGCAUACCCAGAAUGUCAUCGAACUAUCAAAUUAAAUUGUUCGGUCCGAGUCUGC